Messenger RNA from Aspergillus caelatus, 1387 nucleotides. RefSeq lists its product as uncharacterized. The record is from RefSeq and is a predicted model, not a curated record. Lineage: Eukaryota; Fungi; Ascomycota; Eurotiomycetes; Eurotiales; Aspergillaceae. Bases 201 to 1073 code for a protein of 290 amino acids. The transcript is spliced from 2 exons.
GAGAAAGACCACAGUGAAAAAAGUGAGCUCUUUCUCUGCUCCUGUUCUUUCAUUCAUCGCCCUUUGAUGCAGUUAUUUAUUCUAACAUUCUAUGGUGAUAGGACAAACAACCUGUAAAGACCGAAGUAUCGGGUGACGAGCAGACUAAACCACCCACCGAUUCCAAGGACGAAAAUGACGCAAGGCAGGAGACAGAGGAUAUGACGGAGAUACUAGAAAGGCUGAACCUCGCAGCGGACAAUAACCGUGUUUUCUCGGUCAGCGAAGAGAUGCAGGAGCUUUUGCGCAAGUUCAAGUUGAUUUUCAAGGACUUGAUAAACGGGGUCCCCACUGCUUAUCAUGACCUUGAGAUGCUCCUUACCAACGGUAACACGCAGUUGCAAGGCGCAUACUCUAAGCUCCCAGGGCCUAUACAGAAGCUCAUCGAAAAGCUUCCAGAGCGAUGGACGGAAACUUUGGCACCUGAGAUGAUCGCUGUAGCAAGUGAAAGGGCUGCAAAGAGCGGCGUUAAUAUAGAUAACAUUGGCAAGGCAGCCGCCGCUGCCAAUAAGAUGGGUAUUAAGGUUCCCAGCCUGAAAGAACUGGUUGGGAAACCAGCGGCCAUUGUCGGCAUGCUACGAUCGAUCAUGGCGUUCUUGCGAGCUCGAUUCCCUGCCGUGCUGGGCAUGAAUGUGCUUUGGUCAUUGGCUCUAUCUAUCCUUUUAUUCGUUCUUUGGUACUGCCAUAAACGUGGUCGCGAAGUCCGACUCGAGAACGAACGUCUCGUCACCGAGGAGGAGAUAGAAAAGCUGAACGAGCAGUCUUCGUCUGACGAAAGAAUUCGAACAACUGAGACUCUCACUACAACUGCCCCGCAAGGUGCUUCGGCAGCUGAAAUCCGGGAGGGCGUGAAAGAUGCCCAACAGUCCCGUGAGAGAGCUAUGGCUGCGGCUGAGAGUACACAAUUGGAGAAUAACGAUAUGAAGGAUAAUAACCCCAAACCGACGAGAUCAAAAUCAAUUUUAUCCAUUUGGGGCAGAUCGAGCCAGAAACCAGAACCAGCUACAAAAAUUCAGCCAUACCCGGGAACCUGAUUAUGCCUUCUUGUUUCACCUUUGUUUCGAUUUUGACUUUUUUAUUCGCUCGUUUCGUGUUUGGGCUGGCUACUUGGGGUUAUUGUUCGAUACCACGUUUGUUUACUUCACGAAGCUUGUAUGGUCAUGAUUACAGGAUAACGACACAGAACCGGGCCUUUGGUUUCUUGGUACUUUAAGGAUUUUAGUUUAUGCAGAUGACUAUGACGAUUCCAUGUUAACAACACGAGCAAUAUGACACUGUGAUCUUCUUCAGCCAGUCAGGUAGCACCAGAGUAUGAUGAGUAAUGGGCCUCUGCGCAAAAGGAAAAAAU